Molecule: messenger RNA, 5238 nt
Organism: Empidonax traillii (willow flycatcher)
Lineage: Eukaryota; Metazoa; Chordata; Aves; Passeriformes; Tyrannidae
Gene: MIER3
Product: MIER family member 3
Exons: 13
Coding region: 113-1768 (551 amino acids)
Biological process (GO): negative regulation of transcription by RNA polymerase II
Cellular component (GO): nucleoplasm
Molecular function (GO): transcription corepressor activity; histone deacetylase binding
Source: RefSeq, a predicted model, not a curated record
CCGGCCCGGUCCCCUGCGCCGCACGGACGGUCCGGGGCCCGCGGCCGCCAUUGGCUCACGGCGCCAUCCGGGCACUCGGCGCGGCGCUGCCGCUCGGCCCCAUCGUCCCAAUAUGGCGGAGGCUUCAUUUGGGAGUUCGAGCCCAGUUGGCUCUUUAUCAUCUGAGGAUCAUGACUUUGACCCCUCUGCAGAAAUGCUGGUACAUGAUUAUGAUGAUGAGAGAACUCUUGAAGAAGAGGAAAUGAUGGAAGAAAGCAAAAAUUUCAGCUCUGAAAUCGAAGAUUUGGAAAAGGAAGGAAGCAUGCCAUUGGAAGAUUUGCUGGCAUUCUAUGGCUAUGAACCCACGAUCCCAGUUAUGGCAGGUUCCAGUGCGAAUAGCUCUCCAAGUGAACUUGCAGAUGAACUUCCAGAUAUGACUCUAGAUAAAGAGGAAAUCGCUAAAGAUCUCUUGUCGGGUGAUGAUGAAGAAACACAGUCCUCUGCUGAUGACUUGACACCAUCAGUUACUUCACAUGAGGCUACUGACUUCUUUCCUCGGCCAUUAAGAUCAAACACCACAUGUGAUGGAGAUAAGGAAUCAGAUGGUGAAGAUGUAGAGGCAGACCAUGGUAAUUCAUCUGAAGAUUUGAGAAAGGAAAUAAUGGUUGGUUCACAGUACCAGGCUGAAAUUCCAGCUUACCUUGGCAGAUGCAGUGAUGAUGAAAAGGCUUAUGAAAAUGAAGACCAUUUACUUUGGAAACCUGAUGUUAUCUCAGAAAGUAAAGUUAAAGAAUACCUUUUUGAAACCUCCUUAAGAACAGGAAAUGAAAAAAUGAUUGGCAGAAUUCCCGAAGGACUGCAUACACGGGACAGUGAACAAGCGCUGUAUGAACUUCUUAAAAGUAGCCAUAAUGUUAAAGAAGCAAUUGAGAGAUACUGCUCAAAUGGAAAGGCGUCCCAGGAAGAGAUGACAGCAUGGACAGAAGAAGAGUGCAGAAGCUUUGAACAUGCACUUCUGAUAUAUGGAAAAGACUUUCAUCUCAUACAGAAAAACAAGGUAAGAACCAGAACAGUGGCUGAGUGUGUGGCUUUCUAUUACAUGUGGAAAAAGUCAGAACGUUAUGAUUACUUUGCUCAGCAAACAAGAUUUGGAAAGAAGAGAUAUAACCAUCAUCCAGGAGUUACGGACUACAUGGAUCGUUUGGUAGAUGAAGCUGAAUCCCUUGGUGGAGCAGUGCAUUCUUCAGCCUUAACAUCUAACAGUCGAACAGAAACCAUUCCUGAUCAGCAGCUGAGCAUUCUGAACUCUAUUACUGCCAAUGAGUUGACAGCACUGACAAACAGUGUAGCCACAGUCUGCCACACUUCAGAUGUGACCUGCCUGGAUGACACCUUCCCUCCCAUGGACAGCUUACCACGAGCACCAGUUAAUCAUGUGCCUGUUGGAACAGAAGAAUUGCUUAAUUUGCCUAGCAAUGGUGAAAGUGAUUGCUUUAAUUUAUUUGAGACUGGCUUUUAUCAUUCAGAGCUAAACCAAAUGAACAUAUGCAGUGAGGAGACAGAAAGACCUGCAAAGAGAUUGAAAAUGGGAAUUGCUGUCCCAGAGUCUUUCAUGAAUGAUGUCUCUGUAAAUAACCUUGGUGUGGACUUUGAGAACCACACACACCACAUUACCAGUGCCAAAAUGGCUGUUUCAGUGGCUGACUUCAGCAGUCUAUCUGCAAAUGAGACAAAUGGUUUUAUCAAUACCCACGCUCUCCACCAACAUGCUGCCCUUCACUCGGAAUGACUGUGAAAAACUGAACAAACAGUGGGUACUUUAUGCAGUAGUAGUAAACUUGAUGGGAGCUAUCAGGUUUGCCUAGUCUUUCACUGGAAGUUUGAACUUUAUGACAUCAGUGAUGUCUUUGUAUGUAUAGAACUAUAUCUUGAUUUAUCAAGAGUAAUUUCUUUUUUCAGUCCAUAAAUGUGGAAAUGUCAUAGGAUGUUUGGCAGAGUUUGGGACUAAAAGAACUCUGUGGUGCAGCUUUAAGCUCUGCUUCAGUUUUAUUUUAAAGCCUGUAGACAGAGGCCACCGUUCCAAAACCAGCACACAAGUUCUGAACGGAUUGGAGUGGCUUUUUAGUCUAAGUUACUUUUGCCGUAAUGAAUGCAGUGGAAUAACAAUGUUUACAGGUACCAAUCCUGAUCCCUGCUCAAUGUAGCAUUUUUUUUUCCCCUUCUAAAGGCAGGGAUGGGUUUAUUUACUUUAAACUGCACAAACAUCCAAGGAUAUUUUUUAAAUGGAACCUUUUCUCAUGUGAUACUAAACUAGAGCACUUCAGUUUACAAAACAGCAAAUUCAUGUUAGUGGAAGCUAGCACAAGAAGCUUAACAUGAGUAAAGUGAAGAUCUACAUUUGGAUUCUGUUGCAAAAUUAUAGGCCAUGGCUACCUUACCAAGAGUAAUCAUGCUGCCGUAGAUGUCUGUGUACUUUAAACUCACUGGCUUAAACAGAUGAGUUGUAGGCUAUAUUGAAUUUGGGUGGGUUUUGUCCACGACUUUGAAGAGUAAGUAAUGCAAUCGCGUACCUUAACUUUCUUAACAUAGCUGAUGCUGUAUAAAGCUACAGUCUGCACAGCUUAGGAUUUACCACUCAGCAAACAGGCUACAUUUGGAAGACAUUUUAAAUUGUUAGGAGCACUGCAGUUCAAAGUGCUACAGUUUUGAGGGACUGUCUAGUUUGCAUAGGAAUAGUAGAACCUUGAAGUGCAUGCUUGGAAGUUUUUAUUUAGCAUGGAUUGCAUUUAUUUGUUUUGGCAAGUCAUUGGCUUCAAAAUGGCACUUCACUUCCUUGGUCAAAUCAGAAAGGAUGAGUAAAAAUGUCUCCCAUAAAAGCAACUAUUUCAGUAAAUUUUUUUAUUUUGAACCUUGAGUGCAAUUUAGCUAUCCAGGAAGUUUGUCUAGCAAAUGUUUGCUCCAAUUCCUGUAGGAGAGUCAAACCAAGCAUAGUAUUGGCUUGUAACAUGUUGAUGUAGCAUACAGCUUGCAGGGUGUUUAUUGGGAGCCUGAACCUUACUUCGGUAGGAUUGCCCCUUUCCCUCCAUACUUUUUCUUUGCACUGCUUUAUAUUACAAAUUUAAUUGCCACUAAUUUGUUUUCAUUAUUCAAGUGAUUAAGUUUGCGGUUUUGAUAUUUGUAAUAGUUGCUUCAAGAUUAUGCUGAGUAAUUAGAAAUUAGUGACUUUAAUAUUUGAAAGGGAGGAGGGUAUUUAUUAUGCGUACUGUGAACUGCAUUGACAUCCGGAGUCUUAGAUGCAGCAUAUGGAAUUUUCUUUACAGCAUUGCAAUGAAGAUUGCUUUGAAGUGUUUAUGCAAUAGGACAUUUACCAUAUUAAAAACAAAUUAAUUUCGCACAGUGGACAAAAUGGUAGAUAUAAUUUUUUGAUCAGUUCUUAACUAAAACAUCUGAAAUAUGUAACUUAAUUAAGUACACAGUAAAUAACGGGUAGCCCUGGCCCUGUGUUGUACUCUGGACAUUGUUAGCCAAGUUCUCAGCUUCUUACUGCUCAUUUUGUGCUGAGCUUUGUACCUUGUUUCUUUUGUUUAUAAAUCAACCCAUUUUAAGUAAUUUUGUAAAAUACUGGCCAUAAAUCCUCCAUUGUUAUACAUUCAAGUUUAUCUAUGGGUUUACAGUGAGUGGCUGGUCUGCAUAAAAAUCAUUAUACAAAGAUGACUGAAUGCUUAUACCAGUUGCACUUAAAUGAACAUGCCCAUUCUCAUUAGCUGAUGCAGUAAUAUAUUCAGUUUAUCUAUGCAUUGCUGGGCUCUUAAUGUAGGCAGAGACUUGUCUAAGGUUUGGGUUGUCAGCAAGUUGAAAGGACACUUUAGUUAUUUAAUAAAGACUUUGACCAAAAUUCAGAAAAUGAUAUGAGAGAAAAGUGAAUUCCGGGUAGUCUAAUAUAAAUGCUGAUCUUACUUAGCCUGUUGGCUAGCUAGCUGGUAUCGUUUACUUUUAAUUCCUUGUUAAAAUGAGGCAAUAAUUUGCAAGAUUUCGUAAAUAUGUAAAUUCUUCAUAUCUUUUUAGAUAUCUCUUUCAAUAUUUUCUGACUACUUCUGUGUAUAGUAACAUUUUUGUGCAUGCUUGAUGUGACAUUCAUAAAUUUGUACCACUAUGACUUUAUCCAUGUAAAAUAGCUAUUUAUUGAACUUUUCUUUUAAAAGCUGGACUUACUUUUUUUUUUUUCCCUCUCAGUUUAAACAUUUUAAAUGGAGAAGUUGUUACUGUUUAUUAAAAGAAUUGCGUUCUGAAACUCAGCAUGGAGAUAACUGAAUCGCAACCAUAUGAAGAAAUUAGAAUGCCUUAGUUCUUGGAUGGUGAAGCACAAUUCUUAUAACAAACUGUGAUGAAUUCUUUGUCCUUUGCCACAUGUUUUCUUCAUACAAACAGACCAAAAAAAUCCAUAAUGGGCAAUUGCAGUGUUGGUAAAUGUGUUCUUUUUAUGUACAGGGAAUCUGAAGAGGGUAGCAGAUUCAUUUAGAAGUGUAACUGGUGCUGUGAUUAUAGCAAUACCUUUCCUUCAGUUGGUCACACAUCAUCUUCUCAUGCUAGGUUCUUAAGUGUUUAGUCUUCCUCUUGUCAUGGUCAAACGGCUGAAUUUACUUGAAGUAUGUACAAUACUGUUUGAGGAAUAUGAAAUUGUAUACAAUUAGGUCAAUGAAUUUUGCAAUUGAAACUGAGAGUCAAAAAUAUAGGAAACCUUAAGUUCAAGUAGAACACAGUGAUACUACUUAAUUUAACCAAAGUCUCUAGUGAGUAUUUCAAGUUUGAAUGUAAACUAAUGGAUAAACUGACCAACAGGGAUACUAUUUGCCCAGCAUUACAAGCACAUUGUCUACAGACAGGGAAAGGAAAUACAGUAAUUUGUAAGAUAAUAAUGACAAGGUUACUAUUUUUUUUAUUCCUAUUUUUCACUGAAAGAAGGAGGAAGAUACUAUCAAUUGUAAUAUAAAGUAGGAAUGGAUAUAGUCUUCCUAAAAGAACAGAGAUUCCAGUUAUUCUCAGUUCAGAGUAAGUACCCUGUGCAUAACAACAAAUCAAGUGACAAUCGGAACAUGUUUUAGUAUCAGAUGUUCAAGAGGAAGUCGCUGUUGUUGCAUUGGUUCUAAUAUUUGUACAUAAACACUGAUUUUUUUGAGCAUUAUUUUGUAUUUGUUGUACUUUAUUACCUGGUGUACAGUUCCAGAAAUAAAUGUCUGGAAACCUUUCUUUACUUGUAAA